UGUUACAUAUCGCACGUCUCUGAAUUGAUGACUACGUUGCCGCUGCCUGUCAAGAGAUACAAGCGCUAUACGACGAAGGUGCGGGGAGGUCAGCUCGUCGACAUACACGGUUUGGUGUCUCGAGGCAGUGCCGCAGAUCUCGAGCACUUGGCGCAGCAGCUGGACAGAGACAAAGGAGGAGGCGUCAACCAGCAGGAUGAGCUCGGACGCACGCCUCUUCAUGUGGCGAUCGAACACGAAGAGAUCGAGAUGAUAAAGCUGCUUGUGGCAGACGCGCAGACAAACUUGUAUUUGACGGAUUGCCAUAAGCGGACCCCUCUACACACAGCAGUCACUACAGGACGAUAUCAUAUCGUCAAGAGUAUAGUGAGUAUGUCUCAACAGUUGGCUAAUGGAGAGGUUGACUUCCUCGGUCCUAAUAAUAGGACACCUUUACAUCUAGCAGUACUCGGCAACCAUUCUCACAUAGUCGAGCUAUUGUUGAGACAUGGUGCUAAUCCGUUGUCUCCUGAUCAAGAGGCUUGGACUCCUGUAGGAAUUGCAGCACAAAAAGGGUCUGUGGACGUUUUGGAUGUAAUGUUUCGUCUAGAAAUUGACUUUCCGGAAAAUCUGUCUGUGUACACAAAUAAACAACUUUUGAACUGCAUGGUUGGCGAAGAACGUGCCAGUCUUCUUCAUCUGGCCGUUCAGUCAGGCAACACAAAGCUUGUAACGUUCCUCCUACAUCAAAGGAUUGACACACGAUGUCGGAUGGUGGAUGGUUCAACUGCCAUGCAUGUGGCAUGUAGAGAUGGUAUUUUGCCGAUGAUCAAGUUAUUGGCGCUCGAUCCUUGGCUCAUUCACGCAGCAAAUUUUAACAACGUCACUCCUCUUCACGAGGCAGCCAUAAACAACCAUUGUGCAGCAUUGAUGUUUUUGCUAGAGAAGGAUGCCGAUUCAGAAGCUCUGACCAUCGAUGGACUGACUGGGUUGCUAGUAGCAGCGGCGGCCGGAUCGUUGAAGACACUCCAGCUUCUUAUGUCACAAAAAGUAAAUCUCUUUGCAACCGACGAGAACCAAAGCACUGUGAUACAUUAUGCUAUUGGUCACACCAAAGUCCUAAAGGAGCUGAUGGAGGCAAUUCCUGAGGAUAGUUUGCGUCUCUUGAUCAACAUGCAGGAUGCCAAGGGUCACACAGCAUUGCAUCAUGUUGCUCAUAGAGGAUACGUGACGAAUGUUAAGAAAUUGCUUGAGUUCAGUGCUCAGUCUGACAUCGUAGACAGUAAUGGCGUUUCUGCUCUCGCGUUGGCUGCUGCUGCUGGGCAUCUUGAGAUUGUUGAUAUGUUGAUUGAUCAUGGGCCGAGGGUUGUCAACGAGAAAGACUUUCACGGACGCACGCCGUUGCACAUUUGUUGUCAACACGGCCAUGCUGCGGUUGCUAAGCAUCUUGCAGAGAAGGGAGCAAAACUGCUGAUUGAUGCUGAUGGUAGAACUCCAUUUCACUAUGCUGCAAAAGGUGGUUCCGUUGAAUGCAUGAAGCAUCUGCUGAGAUGCAUGAGUGAGUCUGAACAAGAAAUUGAUAAACAGGAUCACGAGAAGAGCACUCCUCUUCAUAUGGCUGCUCACUACAAUCAUCCAAAAAUCAUAACUCUUCUGCUUGAUUGGGACGCUGAUAUCAGCAACAAUCUGAAUCAGCAAAAUCCACUCGACGUGGCCAUUGCUGAGAAUCAUGAGCUUGCUGCAUUAGCAUUCAUCAGCCACGAGAGAUGGGAAGACAUGAUGACGGCAAUCUCUAUGGACAAGAAAAUCCAACUAAGAGAAUUGGUCAUAAAAAUGCCAAAUGUUGCAUUGGUUCUACUUGAUAAAUGUGUAACAGUCGAAAAUGAAAACAGCGAAAAUGAGAUGGUUACAUACGACUUUACUUAUCUACAAGGCGUAACCAGCGAUGAGCAAGAGAUGCCCAUCAAGCGUGCACUGACAGCUCUUGAGGCUAUGAUGUUGUUUGAUCGGCAGCAAUGCUUGACUCAUCCUUUGUGUGUGUCCUUUUUGAAUGCCAAAUGGAUGCCAUUUGGUGCUAUGGUGGCUAUUGGAAAUAUGUUUACGUACAUUGUUUAUGUUGUGCUUCUUACUUAUGUUGUGGUGACGUUUCCUACGUAUAGUCCUGUGAGAUCACUUCAGGACAAGGAGUUUUUAGAGAAGCUAGAGAGAAUGUUGAGAGUGAUGUAUGAAGAAGGAAGACAUCUAGCCACUUCGAAAGAAAUUUAUGACUUCUGUUAUAAUCAUUGGGUGCGUUGGCUGAUAGUUGCAUCAGCAUUCACUGGUUUGGCAAAGGAGCUUCUGCCAAUUUUCUAUCAGGGAAUCUCCUACUUAAAACGCUUAUCAAACGUGAUAGAAAUCGUUGUCUACGUCUUAACUCUGUUGUACUUGGACCCGUUUCUGGUGAUGGUCGACGUAUUUGAGUACGAUCCUCCAUGCCCAAAGAUUUUCUGGGAGGCAGGAGCCGUGGCCGUAUUUCUCGCCUGGCUCAAUCUCUUGCUCUAUGUUCGACGGCUACCUCGUGUUGGUUUGUAUGUAGUAAUGUUGGUUUCGAUGGUACAAACGAUGUUAAAGCUGUUGUUUGUUGUCUCUCUGUUUGUUGCCGCGUUUGCUCUUUCGUUUUACAUGCUGCUCAGCGAUCAGCGAUCCUUUUAUGAUGUCGGUAAAGCGCUGAUGAGAGUGAUAGUGAUGAUGGUCGGCGACUUGGAUUACGACGAGAUCAUACCAGUCAGGGAAGGACUCGACUACGGCAACAUAACCGAACUCUGUCAACUAGCCAGGACGGUAGCAAACCUCACCGUAGAAGUAUUCGGUCGUUACCACGUCGACGAACCUCGAACGGCCGAGUUGAUGCGUGCAAACUGCAACGUAACAUCAAGUCAUGAACCAGCUGUUUUGCCAUUUCCUAUACAGUCAUACAUUCUUUUUGUCACAUUCUGUCUUCUCAUGAUUAUUGUUGUACUGAACGUUCUCAUUGGUCUGGCCGUUGGGGAUAUCAAGAAUGUCUUGAACGAUGCCACUAUGCAACAGAUUCGCAUGCAAGUGCAACUGGUUAUUGAUCUGGAAAACGCUCUGCCAAUGUGGUUUUUGAAACGAUUCACGUUCUAUAAGCAUGUGCACUAUCGACGGAAGGAAAAGAAGCCGAGUCAGUUGAUUGUUGCUGCACUGCGUGCUGCGCAAGGUCCUGAGAAAAUGGACAAGACGAGGCAGAUGAUGGUGGAUGAGAUCAGGACGUCACAGCAGCACUUGGAAGAAUGGCUCAACAGCCUUACAUCUGGUCUAGACAAACAGAUGCUGCUCCUCAAACAUUUGGCUGUAGCCGUAAAACGAGUCGAAAUGAGAUUCCAAGAACUAGAGGCACUUCCUCCAACAAACUCAAACAUGACACCACGGGCAUCGAUAACCAGACUGACCAAACAAAGGCCACAGACUAUCACCCUGGCUGCCACAGCCAAUGCAAAUCAAUGAAACAAUAUCAGACGUGUGAGAGAGCUCGAUGGCAAGUGAGACAUGUGAAUUAGUUUAGAGACAUAAAUGGAACACGAAUGCACGUGUCACGUUGUACUUGCAUAUUAUUGGUUGAUAGCAGAUGCACAAGCAAAUGCGAGUGUUACUGUAGUUACUACAUAAGUCGGUAGGAAUUCAAAUUUUAGAUUCGUGUGCCUAGAA
Messenger RNA from Corticium candelabrum, 3684 nucleotides. Its product is annotated as transient receptor potential cation channel subfamily A member 1-like. NCBI's taxonomy places the organism in Eukaryota, Metazoa, Porifera, Homoscleromorpha, Homosclerophorida, Plakinidae. The record is from RefSeq and is a predicted model, not a curated record. Gene Ontology annotation, biological process: transmembrane transport; monoatomic ion transport. Gene Ontology annotation, molecular function: protein binding; monoatomic ion channel activity. Gene Ontology annotation, cellular component: membrane. The transcript is spliced from 26 exons. The coding region runs from base 28 to 3483 and encodes 1151 amino acids.